This is a messenger RNA of Aspergillus chevalieri, 1284 nucleotides long. RefSeq names its product transcription initiation factor IIA large subunit. The coding region runs from base 1 to 1284 and encodes 427 amino acids. Gene Ontology annotation, cellular component: transcription factor TFIIA complex. Gene Ontology annotation, biological process: transcription initiation at RNA polymerase II promoter; transcription by RNA polymerase II. The transcript is spliced from 4 exons. The record is from RefSeq and is a predicted model, not a curated record. NCBI's taxonomy places the organism in Eukaryota, Fungi, Ascomycota, Eurotiomycetes, Eurotiales, Aspergillaceae.
AUGUCGAACCAGCUGGUGGGCACGGUGUUCGAUCUCGUGAUUCAGGAAGUCUGUGAUUCCUCUCAGGUUGAUUUCGAAGAGAGUGGCGUGGACCAGCAGACGUUGUUAGACCUGCGACAGAGCUGGCAGAAAAAACUCUCAUCGCUCGGUGUCGCCCAUUUUCCUUGGGAUCCGACACCCCAAGCUGCACCGGCCCAAUCUCAGAACCAGAUCCUUCCUCCUACCGCGACCGUGCCGUCGAAUGCUCCCAGACCUAACCCUCCUCCUCAGACCCAACAACAACAGCAGCAGCAGCAACAGCAACAGCAACAUGUUCCUCACUCAACACCACAAUCCGUCUCCGGCACAGUGCCCCCGCUUCAGGCACCCACGCCCGUUGGAGCACCCAACACAAUGAACCAACAACCAUAUAUCAAGACUGAGCCCGGUUUGAAUGGUCAGACAGGGUACCCACCGAUGAAUAACAUGAUGGCAGCAAACCCCAACCCUCAAUCUGCCCGUGAGCGUGCUGCCACCUUGAUGCAGCAACGAUUUGGGGCUGCUGCCGCCAACUCCGUCAGCCAGCUUCAAGCCCAGUCACAGACACAGCCGCCACCGUUGACUAUGCCGGGACAGCCACGUCCACAAAAUCCUCAGCCACAGCAACAACAACAGCAGCAGUACCAGGUGUCCAACGGCCAGGCCUCCCAGAUCAAACAGGAACCCGGCUACCCGCCCAUGAGCCAGCCAUUCCUGGGCAAUGCCCAAACUGAUGGCGCUGGCGAUGCAUUGUCAGACUGGAAAGCGGAGGUUGCUCGACGGCGGGAAGCUGCCCAGCGUGAGCCGGGACAGAAUGACAGAGUCCUCCGUGAGCACUUGAAACACCGCAUGCUCGACAUGGAGGGUGGUGGUCUUCUCGUUCCGUUGGAGGAGCGUCAACGAAAGCCAUCAUCGUCAUCGACACGCAAACUUGCUUCUGAUCUGGCUGCUCCGGACGCAGAGCCAUCCUCGUCGACUUCGAUUGCGCAAGCACCCCGAGUACAAGCACAAUUCGAUGGCCCUGGCGGUGAUGACGAAGGAGCUGAAGACGACGAAGACGCUAUCAACUCUGACCUCGAUGAUCCUGAAGACCACGAGGCUGAUGAGAACGAAGCUGAAGACGCCGUUGGUCAGGUCAUGCUCUGUACCUAUGACAAGGUGCAGCGGGUGAAGAACAAGUGGAAAUGUACCUUGAAGGACGGUAUUCUGACCACUGGCGGUAAAGAAUACGUCUUCCGUAAGGGCCAAGGCGAGUUUGAAUGGUAG